AUGAUUUCAAACCACCGCCCACAAAGACCUAUGAGAAGUGGAAGGCUCUUCUUCAGAACGUACUCUUCCAGAGGAACCAGGCUACCUUCUCUUGGAACAACAUUGCCGAAAUUCUCGUUCCCUGAAUCGACUGCGGACAUCAAAUCCAUCACCUCGUCUUUGGACUCACUCUUGAACUCGUCUAAAGAUGUCACAAUAUAUGGACAUCUCAAUAGAAAGCCCAGAAAAAUGUCAGUUAACACCUUUGGUGAGCUUAGAGAUCACAAUGGAGACUUGACGCAGAUUAUUAUGACCCCUCAGCUGACGUCACUGGAGCUCAUUGAAGAGUUGAGAAGUGGGAUACCUGAAGAUUCCAUCUGUGUCACAGGGAAAGUCCAGCUUAAAGUGCCCAAAGCGGGCGAAGAGCACUUAAGGAGCUGGGAGUUGAUUGUGGAGAAAUUCCAGGUGCUCAAUAAAUCAAACGAAGCGGCCUCGCAGUUGGACAAAUUAAAGCAUUCCAACCCUGAAAGCUUACCACCUCAUUUACGCUACUUGCAAUUGAGAACGCCAAAGUUGCAAGAUGCCUUGAGGAAAAGGAGCCAAGCUGCCAACGUAGCUCGCCAGACUUUGAUAGAGAACCAUAAUUUCGUGGAAAUAGAGACCCCACUCUUGUUUAAGUCUACUCCUGAAGGUGCAAGAGAAUUCCUCGUCCCUACAAGAACUCCCAGCAAGUUCUACGCAUUACCACAAUCUCCACAGCAAUAUAAACAGAUAUUGAUGCUGUCUGGAUUCACUAGGUAUUUCCAGAUUGCUAAAUGCUUCAGAGAUGAGGAUCUUAGAGCGGAUAGACAGCCUGAAUUCACACAGAUUGAUUUGGAGAUGAGUUUCAUAAGCGACAGCGAUCAAGUUGGAGCUGUGGUUGAAGAUGUAGUGAAAAGCAUCUGGGAGAAAGUGGCAGUCAAACCAAUAUACAGGCCAUUGGGCGACGACUUGUUGGAAGAAGUGAAGAAAACUGAUAAUACCAACCUGUUGUCAUUCCCCAAGAUUUCAUAUAUUGACGCUAUGACCAAGUAUGGAAUUGACAAGCCAGACUUAAGAUCUACAUUAAAGUUUGUAGAGUUGUCCAAAAUUUUCAAAUCGAGCAACUCACGCUUUCCGAUCGUAGAAGCAUGUGUUCUCAAAAAUGCUCUCAGCAAUGGAACUAAGAUCCCACAUAGCUUUAAGGACAAUAGUAAGUAUCCCGGAAGAAAGCCAAUAGUCAUUGGCAUUAGCACUGAAGAAUUGAAAACUGGCUGGUUCGAAAAGUUUAUCGAGAAGGGUGUGCUACAAUUUCAAGAGGGUGCCAGUCAGGGUCAAUUGGCAGAAGUGUUAAACGUUGAAGUAGGUGAUAUUCUAGCAUUUUCCACCAGGGAGGAAUUACCGUAUGAGAACCCAACUUCUUUAGGAAGGUUCAGACAAUUGGCUAUCGAAGAAUAUCCCAACCAUUGGCGCAGAAAGAUUAAAGAAAGCUCAGAUGGAACGAUAAGAGAGGUCCAGGACCCAUCUACUUUAUUCGUAGCCAGUUGGGUGGUUGAUUUCCCAUUGUUUAACCCACCGGAAGAAGAGGGAUCCGAACGCCUUCAAUCGACGCACCAUCCAUUUACCAUGGUAAAGUUGGAGGAUUACAAAUUACUUGAAAGUGAUCCUUUGAAAGCACGAGGUGAGCAUUAUGACUUGGUCAUUAAUGGUGUUGAAGUAGGAGGGGGUUCAAGAAGAGUUCAUGAUCCGGAGUUACAGAUGUUCAUCUUGAAACUGUUACUCAAGAUUGAAAAUCACGAAGAGCUCUUCGGCCAUUUGAUUCAAGCUUUGAGCAUGGGCUGCCCACCACAUGCUGGGUUGGCUUUAGGCUUCGAUAGAUUAUGCUCCAUGUUGAUUGGGAGUAAUUCGAUUAGAGACGUCAUUGCUUUCCCAAAGAACCAAGCUGGCGCAGACCCAAUGGUCGAAAGCCCUACAUCUGUUCCAGCCGAUGUGUUAGGCAAUUAUCAUAUCAAAUUAGAGGAGAGCAAACAGUCUUAG
Dujonia railenensis is the source of this 2034-nucleotide messenger RNA. The record is from the annotation of a GenBank genome assembly. NCBI's taxonomy places the organism in Eukaryota, Fungi, Ascomycota, Pichiomycetes, Serinales, Debaryomycetaceae.